Diuraphis noxia (Russian wheat aphid) is the source of this 632-nucleotide messenger RNA. RefSeq names its product zinc finger HIT domain-containing protein 3. Gene Ontology annotation, cellular component: pre-snoRNP complex; nucleus. NCBI's taxonomy places the organism in Eukaryota, Metazoa, Arthropoda, Insecta, Hemiptera, Aphididae. The record is from RefSeq and is a predicted model, not a curated record. Gene Ontology annotation, molecular function: protein binding. Gene Ontology annotation, biological process: box C/D snoRNP assembly; snoRNA localization; maturation of LSU-rRNA from tricistronic rRNA transcript (SSU-rRNA, 5.8S rRNA, LSU-rRNA).
UUUAAUAUUUGAAAUACCAACUUUAAACUGAUAAAUUUAAAAUACUUUUUCUUCAAGCGUAAAAUUUAUUGUAAUGAAGUGUCAUAUUUGCGAAAUUAAUGAAUCCAAGUAUAAAUGUCCAAAAUGCAGAAACGUCAAGUAUUGUUCUGUUGCAUGUUACCAAAAUCAUUUAUCAGGUGAUUGUACAAUGAACAACCAAGAAGUUUCAAAUGAAAUAUUAAAAAAUGUACAACUGUAUCCGACUGAAGACACAAUCCCAUCUGAAAAAUUGAAUUUACUUUGUUAUGACAAUCGUCUAAAAGAAUUAGUAUCUGAUUCUUAUUUACAAAAAAUAUUGGAAAAAAUAGACAACAGUACUAAUCCCAACGAAGAAUUAGAAAAAGCUAUGGUUGAGCCUAUAUUUGAAGAAUUUGCUACAAGAUGUUUGGAAAUUGUAAGGGACAAAAAUAUAAAUUGAAGUUCAAACAUAAUUCACUAAUCUACCACUGGCAAAUAAUAACAUCUUUGUAAUAUUACCUACUUACUUUAAGGAGUUAUUUUAUAAUCUUUCUUAAAAGAUUACAAAAGCUAAAUUGACUGAAAACUACUGUAAAUUGUAAUUAUUAUUAUUAUUAUAAGAUUGAAUUAUUAAA